UUAAUUUCCACAAGGUGACAAAAACAUAUAGAAUAUUAGAGAAGAAGAAUCUUCACAGUGCUCACUCUUUCUUAGUUCUGAGCUGCCGAAAUCAAAUGGCCAAAUCCUUCAUGAUUUUCUGUUACCAUGAUUUUGAAACAAAACUGAAAAUUCCAGCUGCGUUUGUGAAAGAUCACGGUUUACAUCUUCUUCCUCGACUCUUCCUGCAGCUCAAAACCCAGCCGGCAAGAAGAUCUUGGGCCGUCAAGAUCAAGAAGAUCAACGGCGAUUUCUACAUCGCCGACGGCUGGUCCCAGUUCGUCAAAGACAACGACAUCCUCGAAAUGAAACUUCUCAUCUUCUACAUCGUCGCCGCCUCCUCUCUCCGCGUCGCCAUCUUCGGCCACGAUUCCUGCUUAGAACUCCCACCUUCAUCUCGAGGGGUCGAUAGGCCGCGCUUCGACUUCGUUCUAACGCAAGCCAGGAAAUACAGAACGUAUCUGUUCCACGAGUUCGCGGAGAAGGCUGAUUUGAUGGACAAAAGAAGCGUGGUGCUGCAGUUUCCGCCCAAGCGCCGGCACUGGCCGGUUCUCGUGCAGAAGAACCGGCUGCGCCGGCGUUGCACCCUCGAGCUGACUCAAGGUUGGGUUGGUUUUAGAGUUGCAAACGGAUUGGUGUAUGGAAGGAGAUAUUCCUUCGAGUUCGACUCCGCCGAGAAUGUGAUUUUGGUGAAGGAGCUGAAAAAUUAGAUUCUCUUCUAACAAAGUUAUAAUUUUCUAGCAGCCUUCAAGCUUUUGGUUAAUUAAUUUCCAUGUGUUGGAAUUUGAAGGCUUGCAUUUGUUUUCUGGGAUCAUAUUUUAUGUUGUGUUCUAUUGUAUCAGUAUAUUGAUACUACGAAAGAUACGAGUGUGCGUGUGUUGGUCUAGCAGUAGGUGGUUAAUGCAUAAAGCUUGAAAUCUUGGGUUCGAGUUCA
This is a messenger RNA of Salvia miltiorrhiza (redroot sage), 952 nucleotides long. Its product is annotated as B3 domain-containing protein Os03g0212300-like. The transcript has 4 exons. The coding region runs from base 96 to 728 and encodes 210 amino acids. Gene Ontology annotation, molecular function: DNA binding. The record is from RefSeq and is a predicted model, not a curated record. NCBI's taxonomy places the organism in Eukaryota, Viridiplantae, Streptophyta, Magnoliopsida, Lamiales, Lamiaceae.